Daphnia pulicaria is the source of this 534-nucleotide messenger RNA. RefSeq names its product histone H4. Gene Ontology annotation, biological process: nucleosome assembly. The transcript has a single exon. Lineage: Eukaryota; Metazoa; Arthropoda; Branchiopoda; Diplostraca; Daphniidae. Bases 45 to 356 code for a protein of 103 amino acids. Gene Ontology annotation, molecular function: protein heterodimerization activity; structural constituent of chromatin; DNA binding. Gene Ontology annotation, cellular component: nucleosome. The record is from RefSeq and is a predicted model, not a curated record.
CCUACGACGCAAAAGAGUAAGUCAGUCUUAUCUCAACUUUCAAAAUGACUGGUCGCGGUAAAGGAGGAAAAGGACUCGGCAAAGGAGGCGCCAAACGUCAUCGCAAAGUUUUGCGUGACAACAUCCAGGGAAUCACCAAGCCGGCCAUCCGUCGUCUUGCUCGCCGUGGUGGUGUGAAGCGUAUCUCUGGUCUCAUCUACGAGGAAACCCGCGGUGUUUUAAAGGUGUUUCUCGAGAACGUGAUUCGUGACGCCGUCACCUACACUGAACACGCCAAAAGGAAGACUGUGACGGCCAUGGAUGUCGUCUACGCACUGAAACGUCAGGGCCGCACUCUGUACGGCUUCGGCGGUUAAAUUUCAAAUUCAUAACAAUAAUUCCAUCAUCUGAACAAACCAACAAUCCAACGGCUCUUUUGAGGGCCACCAAAAAUUACAGAAAAAGAAAAUAACUGUCGCUACUAAUGAUUGCUCUUUCGUGAAUAAAUGUAGAUUGUAGCUGUUGUUAGACUGUAAUAAAAGAUUGUAGUUACCA